UGUAUUUCCGUUGUGAAUGUCCUGCGAUGGAUGUCCACUUGGUGAUCUGGUCAGACUUGCGAUCAGCCCGCCGCCAACUCUUACACUGCUCGGACACUUUGCGUAUACCAUGCGCGCACAUAGACUGUUGUUCCUCUGUCUAAGUGGCCAGAUGAUGUCCGUCCGGAAACUGUUCCUGUCCUUUUCCGUCCGUGUGUCCGACUUCCUAAUUCCCUCCAAUGGCAGUGACCCAUCAUCAGACUAUCUUGUAACCAUUUUAUGUUAUCAUGUGCCAAGUACUUAUUACAACAGUACAACACUUUGUUACUAAGUCAUUACUUAUUGAAUUCUAAUGUUUAAGUUAUUAUUUAUAUACUACAUAUAUCUACUCCCUACAGGCUUGGGUGAUUGGAGUAUGGUUUUAUUUUACUCAUUGGUUUUUAAAAUGUAGUACACGUGAACUGUGUGAUAUUUUACUAUGUGUACUAAUUUAUUACUCAUUCAAUAAAACCAUGGAUUUGAUUUCACCCAAGCCUGAUUUACUGGUUGUUUUUUACUGAUGCUAUUAAAUGCAAAGUGGGCAGGGAGUCUCUGGCUUACAUGAGUUUAAAGAUUAAUUAGUUAAUUAAAUUUUUGUUUAAUUUAUUAUUAAUGUCUACGUAUGUUCUUCCAUUUGCGUAUUCUAUACAUGUGUCAUAAAACUACCCUGCCACUUUGUUACCGCCUGCAGUGCCUGUUGCUGACCGUAGUUGCUAAUUUUAGACCACCCGGCUUUGUUUAUUUGCCUCGGGGGGGUCCUUUGUUUAUUGGGUUGGUCAGCAGCGCUAGUCUCGGGAUACUGUGCGGUAAUAUUACGUAACCAUAGUUGUUAGUUCCAUCGGGUCGCCUUGGCACUUUUUCUAUAUUUAAAAGGGGUCCCGAUGGAUCUUGGCAUGUUGGCAUGGCACCAACCAAUCAGAGGCCGUGAGGGAAUUCUAAAUUUGCGCCCACUUCCCUCUCUCUCUUCACUUUCUUAGAAUUAGUCGAAGGGCAAGGCCACGCCAUUUUCCUUAAAAUUUUCUCUGUUUCCUGUGAUAAUUCAACUUGUGGUCCUUCGACUAUAAGAUUUUAUUCAUUGCUAUUAGCAUGAUCGUUCACCAUGGCAGAAGAACGUUUUGUAAGGCAGUAUUUUGACAUUCCGCAGUGGUACGUUUUCGCGGAACAUGAAGUAAGCAGACUCAACGCCAUUAUUCGUGAGAACGUGCCUAGCCAGAUUAUUUCGUGCAUCUUACUGGACUGCUCGGCUAUGUGCAACUCGUGUAUUUUUUGUGAUCCAGAGAUCAAUGUCCCUAUGACCUGUGGCGCUAUAUCGAGGCCGACAAGAUCGUGUUAAAUAUACAAACUAUUGACAGUGACGAUGGCAGACCUAUCCGCCGAUAUAGAGGAAGUCACGCAAUGGGCGGCCUCAAAAAAACUUUCAGUAGACACUGUUAAAACACUUAUAGCGUAUGGAUACGAGUCAAUGGACGCCUUGGAGACUCUUACCCCAGAGGACAUUUCGAAGGCGAAAAUCCCCGUGGGCCAAAUGAAACUUUUACAUAAGGCAGUCCGCAACACGUUUCGUGCCGUGGACACACCAUCUCCUGUGGCCGCACAACAAACACCGAACACCAGUGCCGAGACCGCCGCCGCUACCUCGACCCCAAACGACCUCGCUACCGCGGUGAACUCGGAGACGUGUGACGACGCUUUCGUCCGCGUGGUGAUGGACCAGAUGAGGGCCAGCCAAGCAAACAUCGCCAAGUCCGUCGUACCAGAGCCCCUACGGAACCAGGAGCUGCCUCCAGAAAUUCAAGCGGACCCAACAAACCAAAAUUAG
This is a messenger RNA of Magallana angulata, 1837 nucleotides long. RefSeq lists its product as uncharacterized. The record is from RefSeq and is a predicted model, not a curated record. The transcript has 2 exons. Bases 1376 to 1837 code for a protein of 153 amino acids. NCBI's taxonomy places the organism in Eukaryota, Metazoa, Mollusca, Bivalvia, Ostreida, Ostreidae.